Molecule: messenger RNA, 2920 nt
Organism: Lynx canadensis (Canada lynx)
Lineage: Eukaryota; Metazoa; Chordata; Mammalia; Carnivora; Felidae
Gene: GLMN
Product: glomulin, FKBP associated protein
Exons: 19
Coding region: 115-1917 (600 amino acids)
Cellular component (GO): cytoplasm
Molecular function (GO): ubiquitin-protein transferase inhibitor activity
Source: RefSeq, a predicted model, not a curated record
CGGCCGGGGCGGGGCGGGGCCGGCAGAGAGGCCUGGGCGGCCAGAGGAAGUGAAGGAGGGUGCUGAGAGGGGCCAGAGGCCCAGCCGCAUCAAAAGUAGGAAAAAUAAAGAGGAAUGGCUGUGGAAGAACUUCAAUCCAUAAUAAAGAGAUGUCAAAUCCUAGAAGAACAAGACUUUAAAGAAGAAGAUUUUGGUCUAUUUCAGUUAGCAGGCCAAAGAUGCAUAGAUGAAGGGCAUAUAGAGCAGCUAUUAGAAAUUAUUCAAAAUGAAAAGAAUAAGGUCAUCAUCAAUAAUAUGGGCUGGAAUCUUGUUGGUCCUGUUGUUCGAUGUCUUUUGUGGAAUAAGGAAGAUGAGAAAAGAAAACAUUAUUUUCUGAUGCUUGAUUUAUUGGUAAAGUUAUGUAAUCCAAAGGAAUUAUUGUUGGGUUUGCUUGAACUGAUUGAAGAGCCCUCUGGAAAACAGAUAUCUCAGAUAAUUCUUCUUUUACUUCAGCCAUUACAAACAGUGAUUCAGAAACUUCGUAACAACAAGGCAUAUUCAGUUGGAUUAGCGCUGUCCACUCUUUGGAGUCAGCUAUCUCUCCUUCCUGUUCCAUAUUCAAAAGAACAAAUACAAACAGAUGACUAUGGCCUUUGUCAGUGUUGCAAGGCCUUAAUAGAAUUCACUAAGCCUUUUGUGGAAGAAGUCAUUAAUGACAAAGAAAACUCAGUGGAAAGUGAAAAUGAAAAGUUAAAGGAUGAAUUACUGAAAUUUUGUUUCAAAAGCUUGAAAUGCCCUUUGCUGACAGCACAAUUCUUUGAGCAAUCUAAAGAAGCUGGAAAUGAUCCUUUAAGAUGUUUUGCAUCUGAAAUAAUAGGUUUCUUAUCAGCAAUUGGACAUCCUUUCCCCAAAAUGAUUUUUAAUCAUGGAAGGAAAAAGAAGACAUGGGAUUAUCUUGAAUUUGAGGAAGAAGAAGACAAACAGUUAGCAGACUCUAUGGCUUCUCUGGCCUAUCUAGUAUUUGUACAGGGCAUCAGUAUCGAUCAGCUUCCAAUGGUCUUAAGCCCAUCGUACCUAUUGCAAUUUAAUAUGGGGCACAUUGAAGUCUUUUUGCAAAGAACAGAAGAGUCUGUUUUCUCCAAAGGAGUGGAUCUGUUGGAGAAUGGUUUAUUGAGAAUAGAGGACAACAGUUUACUUCACCAGUACUUAGAAAUCAAGAGCUUUCUUACUGUACCUCAGGGCCUAGUCAAAGUAAUGACGCUUUGCCCCAUUGAGACAUUGAGGAAAAAGAGUUUAGCUAUGCUUCAGCUGUAUAUUAACAAGUUGGAUUCACAAGGCAAAUAUACGUUAUUUAGGUGCUUAUUGAAUACAAGUAAUCAUUCAGGUGUGGAGGCUUUCAUUAUUCAAAAUAUCAAAAAUCAAAUUGAUGUGUCACUAAAGAAAACACAUGACAACAAAUGGUUUACAGGACCACAGCUGAUUUCACUUCUAGAUUUGGUACUCUUUCUCCCAGAGGGUGCUGAAACAGAUUUACUUCAAAAUUCAGAUAGGAUAAUGGCUUCAUUAAAUUUAUUGAGAUAUUUGGUUAUCAAAGAUAAUGAAAAAGACAAUCAAACUGGAUUAUGGACAGAACUUGGAAAGAUUGAGAAUAAUUUCUUAAAGCCACUCCAUACAGGACUUAAUAUGUCAAAAGCACAUUAUGAAGCAGAAAUUAAAAAUAGCCAAGAAAAUAGCCAAGAUGUCCAGAAAUCUAAAGAUCUUUGUUCUGUAACUGUAGGUGGAGAAGAGAUCCCUAAUAUGCCACCUGAAAUGCAGCUUAAGGUUCUACAUUCAGCUCUUUUCACAUUUGAUUUGAUUGAAAGUGUUCUGGCUCGAGUAGAAGAACUCAUUGAAAUAAAAACAAAGUCUACCCCUGAAGAAAAUAUUGGGAUAAAAUGAACCUCCAUUUCCCAAAAUAAAAACAAGUAAAAUACUGUAUUUUCCAUUAUGAUUAUUUAAUAUCUUUAUAAAAACUUUUCUGUAAAAUACUAGAAAAAUAAAUGUAACCUUUCUCAGUUAUUGGUUUCUGUGAUGACACAUUAUGGAUCAGUAGUAUUCUUUGGUUUUAAAAAGAUAAUCUAUCUAGAUGGUAAUGAUGCCCAUAUAUGUAUUCUAAAUCCUACUACUGAAAAUCCAAUACAAACUAAUAAUUUUAUGUUAUAAUUUCAUAAAAUGUAGUUGAAUUGCCUUUAUGCAUUCAUACAGUUGUAGUGAGUUUAUAAAUACAUUGAUACACUUUAUGUUCCAGUUAGAUGCUAUGACACAUUUUAGAACUCCUAGUGUUGGGGCACCUGGGUGGCUCAGUCGGUUAAGUGUCCGACUUCGGCUCAGGUCAUGAUCUCACAGCUUGUGAGUUGAAGGCCUGCGUUGGGCUCUGUGCUGACAGCUCAGAGCCUGGAGCUUGCUUUGGAUUCUGUGUCUCCCUAUCUCUGCCCUUUCCCCAGCUCACACUCUGUCUCUCUCUCUCAAAAAUAAAUAAACAUAAAAAAAAAAAAAUAGAACUCCUAGUGUCAAAUAAGAUAUCACACCACUCUAAAAGUGUACACAGAAGUUUUCAGUUGGGCCAGUUGGCUGCUUCUCUUAAUUUCCCUUCCUUUCCUUGCCUCAGGAGGAGUCUUAGGGGGCAGAGUUCCAUCACCACCUCUCUAGCAGCAGUUACAACAUGAAAGCAUCUGCAAAGAUUAAUUUUAGAAAAUACUGGCAGCCUUUGUGGAAAAGCUAAAAAGUGUAUGUGACUUUCCUUUAGUAUAAGGGGCUAGUUAAAAAAUGCUUUGUUUUUAUUUUGUAGUAAAUACUUAUCCAUCCAACUUAAUUUGUAUCAUUAAAAAACUGCAUCUGACUUUUUAAAUAUAUGUAUGUACCAAUGUUUUCUAAACAUUAUUAAAGGAAUUACUCAACAAAA